AUUCUGGGGCUGACGGAGUAGAGACGACGCUUCCCUCUCCCUCGUCUUCCUUCUCUCGCUGGGUUUCGGCGGAGACUGCGCGGCACUCUCUCCUCCCUUCUCCCGCUGUCGCGAGACGCACGGUCUUCUGCUUCCCUCAGCCAGGAGCGCAAAGAAGGCGGAGGGCGACCUAGCUCGCGCUUCCUUCCUUUCCGCCUUUGCUGUCGCUGCGCCCGCUAAGCAGCACCUGACGCCGCCGACGCCGCCAUGCCGAAGAAUAAAGGUAAGGGAGGUAAAAACAGAAGACGAGGUAAGAACGAGAAUGAAUCAGAAAAAAGAGAACUGGUGUUCAAAGAAGAUGGACAAGAGUAUGCCCAAGUUAUCAAAAUGUUGGGAAAUGGCAGACUGGAGGCAUUAUGUUUUGAUGGUGUAAAGAGGUUAUGUCACAUCAGAGGAAAGUUAAGAAAAAAGGUUUGGAUAAAUACGUCAGAUAUCAUACUGGUGGGUUUAAGAGAUUACCAGGAUAACAAGGCUGACGUCAUUCUAAAGUACAAUGCAGAUGAAGCCAGAAGUCUGAAGGCAUAUGGAGAACUUCCAGAGCAUGCCAAAAUUAAUGAAACUGAUACCUUUGGGCCUGGUGAUGAUGAUGAAAUCCAAUUUGAUGAUAUUGGAGAUGAUGAUGAAGAUAUUGAUGAUAUCUAAAUGGAACUGAGGAAUACAUUCCAACUCCACCUCAAUAAUUAUUUUGUUUUCAAGUCCAUAUCUUAAAGAAGACUGAAACUGCAUAACAUUUGUAGUUACACCAAACCAAUAUAUUGCCCAAUGUUUAAGUAUUUAUAUUACUUUUAAAAACAGAUGAUGUUGGACUCUGAAAAGUUAAAUGAAAUAGUACAACUAUUUUUGCCUCUUUACCAAUUAGACCUUUACAUCUGUGUGUAAAUACACUUCCUUAAACUCCCCCAUUUGCUUCAUCUUUUUUCACCACUAAACUUCACUCAAUCUGUUUUGCAAUAAUAAUAAAAAUAUUGCCCUAUAA
Molecule: messenger RNA, 1015 nt
Organism: Zootoca vivipara (common lizard)
Lineage: Eukaryota; Metazoa; Chordata; Lepidosauria; Squamata; Lacertidae
Gene: EIF1AX
Product: eukaryotic translation initiation factor 1A X-linked
Biological process (GO): translational initiation
Molecular function (GO): translation initiation factor activity; RNA binding
Source: RefSeq, a predicted model, not a curated record